AUGGUGGGCUCAGACACAACUGCGACGGCUAUGCAUAUGGCUCUCUUCUUCGCUAUGACCAAUCCACGAGUGUGGGGAUGUCUGCACUGUGAGAUCCAGAAGGAGGAACAGAGUGGCCUCUCCACGCCAGUGAGCGCGAGCCAGUGUCAACAGAUGCCCUAUCUUGAUGCACCAGAACGAUGGCUGCCUGGCGCCAACCCAGGAAGGGUCCUGGACGAAAUGAACAACACGCUUGAUCUAGUCUUCGGGUACGGCAAAAAUGCUUGCUUAGGAAAGUCGAUCGCUCUAAUCGAGAUGCAGAAGUUUGUGGCCGAGCUCAGUCGACGAUUCGACAUGAGCAUUGUUCGACCCGAGAGGCCAUUCAAAAGUUCAAACCGGAACGGCUUGUUCAUUCAGGAAGAUAUGCUGGUCAGAUUUGAGAAGCGAAGCUGUGACCUCUGA
Messenger RNA from Cyphellophora europaea CBS 101466, 441 nucleotides. RefSeq lists its product as uncharacterized. The transcript has 2 exons. Lineage: Eukaryota; Fungi; Ascomycota; Eurotiomycetes; Chaetothyriales; Cyphellophoraceae. The coding region runs from base 1 to 441 and encodes 146 amino acids. Gene Ontology annotation, molecular function: heme binding; monooxygenase activity; oxidoreductase activity, acting on paired donors, with incorporation or reduction of molecular oxygen. The record is from RefSeq and is a predicted model, not a curated record.